Thalassophryne amazonica is the source of this 8007-nucleotide messenger RNA. RefSeq names its product ubiquitin specific peptidase 20 (gene usp20). The record is from RefSeq and is a predicted model, not a curated record. Lineage: Eukaryota; Metazoa; Chordata; Actinopteri; Batrachoidiformes; Batrachoididae. Gene Ontology annotation, molecular function: cysteine-type deubiquitinase activity; zinc ion binding. The transcript has 25 exons. Gene Ontology annotation, biological process: protein deubiquitination. The coding region runs from base 130 to 2940 and encodes 936 amino acids.
UCUCAUCCAGGAUGGUUUGUUCACAAGAGGAGUGAAAAACGUCGAUCUCCGUGUUGACAGAAAACACGAGUCAUUCGUGAAGCAGCUGCAGAUCAUUUGUUGGGUAAACACACACAAAAGCGGCUAGUUAUGGCCGAACAGGACAUUUGUCCCCACCUGGACUCCAUAGGAGAGGUGACCAAAGAGGAUCUUCUCCACAAAUCCAAGGGAACGUGCCAGUCCUGUGGAGCAGGGGGUCCAAACCUGUGGGCCUGUCUGCAGAAUGACUGCCCGUAUGUUGGCUGUGGAGAGUCCUACUCCGAUCACAGCACGCUGCACGCACAGGCUAAAAAACACAACCUGACGGUGAACCUGACAACCUUCAGGAUCUGGUGUUAUGUGUGUGAGCGGGAGGUGUUUCUCGAGCACAGGCCCACCCUGGUUCCUGUGCCUGUUGCUCCCCAUCACUGUAAAACCACAGAGCAGGAUGCCGGACAUCAGCAUGUUGGUUAUCCGCUAAAAGCAGUGCCGAUUGCUGUGGCAGAAGAAGAAGGUUCAGAGUCGGAGGAGGAUGAGCUUAAACCCAGAGGUUUGACAGGAAUGAAAAAUAUCGGGAACUCUUGCUAUAUGAACGCAGCGCUUCAAGCCCUGUCCAACUGUCCUCCCCUCACGCAGUUCUUCUUGGACUGCAGCGGACUGGUUCGGACCGAUAAGAAGCCGGCCCUGUGUAAGAGCUACCAGAAACUCAUCUCAGAACUCUGGCAUAAAAAACGGCCCAGUUAUGUCGUCCCUACCAGUCUGUCCCAUGGCAUCAAAUUAGUAAACCCCAUGUUUCGUGGUUAUGCUCAGCAGGACACUCAGGAGUUCCUGCGCUGUCUGAUGGACCAGUUACACGAGGAGCUGAAGGAACCUCUGACAGAGGGCGCUACGAGUGGGGAGGGCGUAGAAGGCGAUGAGAGACGAGAUGGUGACCGCUCCUUGUCUGAGGACGAAUUCUUGUCCUGCGACUCCGGUUCCAGCAGUGAUCGGGGCGAAGGAGGAGGUGCGGGCGACAGCGAGCUGCUCAUGCAAGAUGAAUGCGAUGGCAUCAGGUCACCUGCGAAUGGGAUGGCGGGUUCUGGAGGGAUGAUCUCUGAGAAGGAGAGGCUAAAGGAAAGAAGGGUGUCUGGAUCACCCCUGCAUGGAGGCUCUCAGGAGAUGGACGAGGACGCUGACGUAGAUACAGCGGCCGAGCAGGGGGUUCCUGACAGGGGAGCUGAGGAGGAGAUGACACCAACCCCAAACACUGAGGGACCAAGUCAAGAGAACAACCAGACCAGUACAACAGGACAAGUCCAGGCCAACAACACCUCAGAACCAGACAAUGAAGCGUCAAUGACCCAGCUUCAGUCCAGUCCCUGUAGUCCUGUGCGAACCCUGCAGGAGAUGCACUCCAAACUGUCCUCCAGUCCUCCUCGUUCCAGCCCUCUACGCUCUUUGAGCACCGUGUACUCCUUCAAAAAAGCUCAGCUGUUGCUCAGUUCCAGGAAGAAGAAGCAAUCCCACUAUCGCAGUGUGAUCUCUGACAUCUUUGACGGUUCUAUCCUCAGUCUGGUCCAGUGUUUAACCUGUGACAGGGUCUCCACCACAGUGGAAACAUUCCAGGACUUGUCCCUCCCUAUUCCUGGAAAAGAAGACUUGGCUAAACUUCAUUCUUCCAUCCAUCAGAACUUGCCAGCCAAAACAGGUGUAUGUCCUGACACCUACGGCUCACAGGGCUGGAUCUCCUUCAUCAUGGAUUCCAUACGUAGGUUCGUGGUCUCUUGUAUCCCCAGUUGGUUUUGGGGGCCUAUGGUCACCUUAGAGGACUGCAUCGCUGCCUUCUUUGCUGCUGAUGAACUCAAAGGUAAAUUAUAUUCAUCUAAAAGCUGUUUGAGGUUGAGAAAUGGUGUGAAAUAUUGCAAGGUGCUCCGACUGCCAGAAAUUCUGUGCAUUCACCUGAAACGCUUUCGGCACGAGGUCAUGUACUCAUUCAAGAUUAGCAGCCACGUGGCUUUCCCGUUGGAUGGUUUGGACAUGCAGCCUUUCUUGGCUAAAGACAGUCCGUCCCAAGUUACCACCUAUGAUCUGCUGUCGGUUAUCUGUCACCACGGCACUGCAGGAAGUGGACACUACAUAGCAUACUGUCAGAAUGUGAUCAAUGGACAGUGGUAUGAAUUUGAUGACCAGUAUGUGACUGAAGUCCAUGAGACAGUGGUGCAGAAUGCAGAAGCCUACGUUUUGUUCUACAGGAAAUCUAGUGAGAACUCUGUGAGAGAGAGGCAGAAGGUGGUGGCUUUGGCCAAUCUGAAGGAGCCCAGCCUGCUGCAGUUUUACAUUUCCAGAGAAUGGCUGAACAAGUUCAACACCUUUGCUGAGCCCGGACCCAUCAGCAACCACACAUUUCUUUGUCAGCAUGGAGGGAUACCUCCCAGUAAAUACUGCUACAUAGAUGACCUGGUGGUGAUAGUUCCCCAGAAUGUGUGGGAGUAUCUUUACAACAGUUUUGGAGGCGGUCCUGCAGUCAACCACCUGUAUAUGUGUGCAAUCUGCCAGGUGGAGAUCGAAGCUCUGGCUAAACGCCGGAAAACCGAAAUAGACACUUUCAUCAAGCUAAACAAAGAAUUUCAGGCCGAAGAGGCUCCGACAGUGAUCCUGUGCAUCACCAUGCAGUGGUUCAGAGAGUGGGAGGGCUUCGUUAAAGGGAAAGAUAAUGAGCCUCCCGGUCCCAUUGAUAACAGCAAAAUUGGGGUUAUGAAAGGAGGUCACAUACAGCUAAAGCAAGGUGCUGACUACGGUCAGAUCUCAGAGGAGACGUGGCAGUACCUGCUGGGCAUCUAUGGUGGAGGCCCUGAGAUUGCAGUGAGACAGACUGUGGUCCCGGCUGACCCUGACAGCCUUCAUGGAGAGAGGAAGAUUGAGGCAGAGACCAGAGCACUUUGAGAUACAGGUCUACUUUCUGCUCCUGCCCUCACAAGACCAGGAGGAACUCACACCUCGGUGAAGAAGCUUCAUUCUGUGCACUUUGUAAAUGUAGCAGUGCUCUAUUCCAAGAGGAUGAAAUGGUACUGAAGUAAUGCGCAUUUUUAUUUAUUUUUUUGUAAUUGCUUAAAUUGAUCCUCAAUGUCAACAUUUAAAAUAAGGCGUCGCGCGACGUCUUUUGUUGCCGUGUUGUUGAGCGCCGCGGACAGCAGGAUGAGACUGCAUACUGCUAACCCAAGAUGCUGAGAGGAGCGUUUUGUACAAUUCUUUGUUUGAAGAUGCAAUUUGUUCAUUAAGACUCACUGGACGCAACCGCCUAGAGACAUUUGACAACAUGCACUCUGCUGUUUGCCUAUUUGUAUAUAUGUAAUCACAGUGUAUGGCAUAGGGACAAGUUCAGGCGAGAGACACUGCAUAACUCACACUGUUGCACCUCCAACCUUAAAUACACAGUAUAGCUGAGCCCUCAGGAAUGGACGUUGUAAGUAAAAUGAUUGAAUGAAUCAGGUAUGACCCGAAACACCGCAGCAGGGUAUUUUCAAACCAGAGGUCAUGCAUGUGCAUGUUACAAAAGACUGUUUUUGGAAUAUUUGAAACUUAUCACAUUGCAUGUAACUGCAUCUUGUGACAGGAUCCUGCAGGUGCCAGAUUCAUGUGCUCGACCCCAUAAGAACAAACAGCUGGACACACUUUCCCCAGUGAAGAAAGUGUGUCCAAACGUUUGACUGGUAAUGUAAUGUGCUGAAACUGCAGGAAGUUUGACCCGAUCUUGCACAGUUUGCAGUAGAAAGAGGAACUGCAUAAAAGGUGCAAAACAGUGCUGGGACUCUAUAUCAACAGCAUAGAUAGAAGAAACUGCAUUUCUGAAAUGACCUACAAAUUUAAGUGUUAAUAAGAGUGGUUAUUAAAAUUACAUUUCUAGCACUGUGCUGCUUAUUGUGGUAAGUUACUCUGAUAAAUUCAAAAUGUAGACAUGUUUUAGCAGGACAUAUAUUUGCACAUAGUCAAAAUGCUGUUAAGCGUGAAUUUCAUAUGACGCGUAACACUUUACAUACAGCCUUUGGAAGAGUUAAUUCACAACUUAUCAGUAUAGAUACCAGUAUUGCAGCACUGACUCCAACAGGACAAAGGCGAUCACACUCAUAACUUGUCAAAGAAUGAAAUAUUCCCCCAGCAUCAUGAAUAACAUGGACGGACAGCACAACAUGCACAAACCUAGACGUGCUACAACAGUAAAAAAAAAAAUAAUUUUUGAUUAUUUUCAAGUGACUGCACAUAGCUAAAAUAUAAAUGCAUUUUAAAUUGAUUAACACAGAUGUGGAUUAAUAGAAUCACUGAUAAAUGGGCUGUUGUAAUUGCUAUUGUAAUAACAUUAAUUAUCAUAGUAAUUAUUACAGUAGUAGGCGCGAAUGCGAAGUUAACGCAACCAAUACUCUGAAAUGUUAGGAAUUAAUCUAAUGCCUCUCCAUGAAUAUAGCAGUCUUUUUACAGAGUCUUAAUCAGUUAAUCACUUUUCUAAUAAUAAUUAUGUGAGUACACGUGCAUGACAAACUCAACUGCUAUUAUUAUAGUAAUUACAAGAGCAGGCGAAAUUGCACAGCAAGUCCAACCAUUACAACGAUGGGCGCGAAUGUAUGGGGAAACUCAACCACUUUGCAGUAACACUUACAAUAGUAUGCUAAAAUUACAUAGCAGACUUAACCGCUAUUAUCAUAAUUAUUACAACAGUGGGUGCAAAUGCAUGACAAACUCAACUACUGUUAUCUUAAUUAUUGCAACUGCAGGCUGAGGUUGCACAGAAAACUCCACCAAUAUUGUAAUAAUUACUACAAAAGCAGGUAAAAUUGCCUGGGAAACUCAACCACUUAACCGUUGUAAUAACUGUGACAAUAUUGGGCACAAAUGCACAGUAAACUUUACUACUGUGGUAAUAAUUAUACAAAUAAUGGUUGAGUUUCCCAUGCAAUUUAACCUACUUUAGCCAUACUUAUAUCUGGCUAAAGUGGGGAAGAGGGAUUCCACUAAUGCCACUAAUCUCUUUCCAUUAGUGGCAUUACAUUUUGCAACACAUUUGCACCCACUAUUGUAAUAAUCAUUACAAUAGUGUCUGCAGCAAUGGGCUCAAACAACAAAAGCAUCACACCAGGGUUCAUUUGUGUAAGAAACAUGCUGAAUUAUUGUUUACAUUAUUUGUUGCAGAGCUUUAAACAUAUAAAAUGCAGUUUUCUUUGUCAGUACUAAUUCUUCAGUCAUUUAGUUCAAAUUAAACGGGUUUGGCCAAAAAAGGGAAAAAAAAAUAAUGAAUCUGAUUAUAGCGGAAUGUCAUUUAAAAAAAUUAUGUGGAUUAUGUGUUUUGCUUCUUUAUGUAAGAAAAUAUCUGCUAUCAUGAAUUGAGACGUGUUGAUCUUGAAAUGUAAUUUUGUUUAAGGAUUGAACAGAACAUGUUAGAUCUAAACCAACAACUUAUUUGAAUACUUCUGUGUUCUUACAGAUUUUACACUGAUCUUACACUCUUGUCUGCUAUACCUUUUAUUUAACAAAGUAAAUACCAGAAUUCCAGACGUUAGAAAUGUUUUACAACACUGCCCCUUUGGUUUCCAUUUGAACACUGCCAACCCGUACAAAUUCGGACAUUUUCAUAUUUUUGACAACCAGCAGCUUCUCACUCGAUUAGUCUAAACUGAUGUUGGUAUGUCUUCUGUUUUACUGCUGAAAAAAGCCUUGUUGGUCCAACAUAGCUUCUUCUUUCUGAGAGUAUUUGGUAUUUUAUUAUAGUAAUAUAUGUAAUGUAAUAAAAUGCAUUUAAAUGCCAGAGCAAAACAUAUGAGAAAGUCCAACAUUUGUUAAUGGAUACAGAGCUCUAGGAAACUGUUCAUUACUGUCAUGUUGUAGAUCAACCAAAUAUUCCCCUUGUUGUUAUUCAGCAGAUCUGCACAUACAUAUUUGUGCCCAGAACUGAAGGCGUUAAAACCGAACAUUGUGUUGGAGUCACUAUCAGGUCACAAUAAUAUGGUUAACAAAACUUGACAAAAUUUGACUUUGCAGAAACCAUGUAAUGGUAUGAUGGAUUUGUGGGAACUGGUCAGAUGUCUCGUGUAGCAUGUGACUAUUAUUGUGAGGUCUGAAAUCUUGGAUAUUACCUGGUACUUGGGAAUGUAGUUGUGGAAUCCAGCAGUGUAGGUGCCUUUGUUAACUAAGAAAGGUUUAUUGACUUAAAGACAUUCAUUUAUCUCAGCAGUGACAUUCAUGUGUCUGGGAUCUCAUCUUUUGAGAGACUCCUGAGAAGACCUUGUAGAGUCUUGAGGUUGCUGGACAGAGUGUCUUUGCAGGAGAACCAAAGUCCAAGUCUUUGAGAUCCUGGUGUUACCCGUCUUACUCUAUAGUUGUGAGACUUGGACACUGACCAGUGACUGAAGGUGAUGACUGGUUGCUUUUGUUACGAGGUCUCUUUGGCGGGUCCAUGGCUACAGUUUGGAUGACUUUGUGUCGAACAGUUAUUUUAUGAUGCUUGAUGAGACAUAUUACUUGUACUGUAUGGAAUCAUUCAGCUCCUGCUCACUAUCUAAGCAGGUUGAGUCAGGUUAGUUACUUGAAAAUGUUAUGCUCUUCAUCUAAAAAGCCUCAUCAGUUCUAGUUGGAACAGUGAGAGACUCUAAACAUUUAUCCUCUGUUGGGUCACUGAUGUCACAGUGAUGUAAUGACAGUUGUUAAGAGUUGUAUGAUUAUGAAAAAUCUUCAAGGAACUAAAGGAGAGUAGUUGAACUGAGGCUGCUGGAUACCAUGACCUGAAUGACUGAGAGGCCCCUGUUUGCCAGCUCGCUGCUGCACAUUACUUUGCUUAUCUGAGAGAUACUCUGGAUUCAACUGCCACGGUGUCUUUAGAUGAUAGCCAGUUGGGGUGCAGCUUUAGUGCAUCAUGGCAACGAGUGGCCUGGUUCACCGCCUUGAGGUUGGACUGGACUGCUCGGGUUACAUUCAUUGCAAACAAAUCUGCAUGGAUAACUAAACCUAAACUGGCUUCUGUCAUCAAUAAAUUAAAGUGGAAUGAGGCAAGGUCAAGGUUGUGUCAUCAGCAGAAACUGGAGAUAAUUCAUCAAAAACCAAAUAAUUUAUGUAAAUCUAAAAUAACUUUUGUGGAUAGACUAGUGUUGUGUUCAGGGGGAGUCGUGGCAUACUGUACAUUGGAUACCGUAGCAUGAAGCAUGCUACGUUGUCUGGGGAUAAACACCAGCCCAACGGGCCUCAGGGCCUGUAUAGGAUGUACUAGUUCCUAAAAUAACAGUGGUUCAAGGAUAGACCCAUGUGGAACUCCGUAUUAUGAUUAGUCUUUGUUAGCAUUUCUAAUCUACUGUACAUAGAGAUAAAUUGCUCUUACAGCUGUUGUUUCAUUCUACUUACAAUAUAUCCAAUAACACAGAGAGACUCUUUUUGGGGGGAGUGCAAAGAGCUAGCCAAUAAUAAGAAAGAACAAUUUUUAUUUUUUUUUUUUUGUAAAAAUGGCAUUGUAGUGUUUAUUUAUUUAUUUAAAAUUGCCAAAGUUUAACUACAAUAGAUAAUUCUGUUGGAUUUACAUGUGCUAUGGUUAGCUGCUGUUUUGAGAAGUGCAAUGGAAGAUGAAAAAUCUCAAGUGUAUAAAGAACAUGUUUAACAGAUAUUGGUCAAUUUUACAAUAAAAGUGAAGGUAGAGUAUAGAGCAAUACUGAUGUACAGUUGCCUGAAUUAGUCUUUGCUUGUACCCCAAAACUGAACCAUGUGUGUAAGAUUUCCAUUUCAUGUUCAUUCCACUGCAGGCAGUACUGCGAUUGGAAAGAUUUCACCAUUAAUGCCCCAACACCUUUCAUAGAACAUAACAGGACAUACUUAACUCGUGUUUGCGUCACAUUUACAGCAUGUGGCUGUUGUGGUCAUCAUAAUAGUCAUGUUUUGUUUAUGUGGGACUUAAGUUGUUAACAGCUCAGUGGGAUGUCUUAAUGUCUGUAUAGCUGAUGUAAUCAUGCCUGGUUACAUGAAUAAAGUCGGUUGGUCUUU